ACAGUAAAAUUUGAAAGUUUCGAUUUUAACCACGUCACUUUGGACAAAAUAUAUACAUAUAUUAAAUUAUAACAAGUCUCGGAACAGUAAAAUUUGAAAGUUUCGAUUUUAACUACGUCACUUUGGACAAAAUUGCUAUGUCGCCCUUCUACUUUUACAACAUCUGAAAAUUUAAUUCCUUCCCACGCCCCUUUCUUUGUGAAUCGAAUGUGACUGUGGUUGUUUGUAUCUCCCAGCGACUAAUAUUUGCAUCUACCCUGUUGUGUGAAAAAUUAUGAUUACAUAUCUUCACGAUUUCCAUCCAACAACUGUUGUGUGAAAAAUUCUGGUUUGUCGAAUCAAGAUUAGAUAUCUCGACGGUUUCCAUCCAACAAUCGACAGCCUAUCAAAAAUACUGUCAAUUAACGCCACCAACAUUAACAACCUGUCUGGGAAAUUUCGGAUUUUGGUUCCAUUCACGAAUCAAGAUUCGAUUUCUCCACGAUUUCCAUCCACAAAUCAAUAAUCGAUUUAUGUCAACAACUACCGUCAAUUCCGGCACCAACCAUCAACAACCUGUGUGAGAAAUUUCGGUAUGUGCUUCGUUCUUUCAAUUUCCUUGGAUUUUGGUUUACUUGCACCUUUCUAAUCAUUUUGUCUUUUUGAGCAACGUCUACGACUUUUUGGGUGUGACUAUCAACAUCCCGUCCAAGAAUCAACAUUAAGUUUCUGUCACCAACAACAUCUUCCAUCAAUUACUGCCACCAUAAGCCUGUUCUACGUUAUUGUUUACAAAAGAGCUACCUCACCAGAUUCGAUAAAGAUUCUACUACAACAAGAAGAUACAUUACCAUUCAACUGUACCAGAAAUGUCGUCUUCAAGGAUUUGUUAGCAAGAGUAAAUAUGCAAGAGAGCAAUCUCCUCAAACAUGGAUAGAAUAUCAAACCUCCACUUUGGCUCACCAGGAAAUUCACUUGAAGUCCGUGUCUUGCGAAAAUGGACACUACAAUUCAGAAAGGACGAGACAUGGUUUAUCGUGAUUGAUGAGCAUGGAGAUACAAUUCAGCUACUUGCUCGAAAGACAAAUCAAGGAUCGAUACAAACUUCAUUAUUAGUCACUCGAUGUUAUCGUAUUAAGGACUAUACAUGCACUGAGCCAGACAAAUAUCAGAAGGUCUUAGAUCACCCAGUACACAUGAAUAUUGGUGAAGCAUCAACAAUUGAGGAAAUACCAAAUCGCAAUGCACUUCCACUAACAUGGUUCCGCUUCAGUCCAAGAUCACACUUUCAAAUGAUAGCAGACAAAAACUUAGAGCAUCCAGAUUUCAUAGGUGUACUCAUCAACAUGAAAGAUCGAAAAAAAAAAAAAGACAAAGAACCAUUCAUGCUUAUGACUUUAACAGAUGAAAAUGCGGAGGAGAUUACCAUACUCUUAUGGAAGGAAUGCAUAGAUUCGCCAGACAAAUUCAAUCGAAAUGCCCUUACAUCAAACUCUAACACAGUGGUACUAGCUUUCACCAAUCUCAAAUCCACUAUGUACAAUGGACAAUUAACAUUGACAAGCACCAGCGCAACACACAUGUACGUCAAUCCCAAUUUACCAGAAACGGACACACUCAUUACAAGAUUUGGUACCCAAUUUCACUCAAAAUCAUCACCAAAUGUGAUAAAUACUACAUUACAACGCUUAAAGAGCUCAGAUUUCUCUCAAAUAAUGGACAAUGUAUAUGUUUUAAAGACCAUACUAUCUGAUUUCACAUUCAAAGACGUAUGGUACCACGUUACAUGUACCACAUGUGGUAAAUCAACACACAAAAAAGGUGAUGGAUGGUUUUGUGUUUCCCAUGGGCCCAUAAAUGAACCAAAACUUUUAUAUAAAAUCUCAGCAGUACUCACAGACAAUACAGAUACCACAACAGUUUUCAUGUCUAAUGAAGCAACCUGUACUCUGCUAAAUGCGACUGCACAAGAAAUCAUAGACGGCUUUCCCAGUCAAGAUAGAAAAACUUUACCUGAACCACUCGAACGUUGUAAAGGGUUGACAAAGAAUGUCUAUGUAGAAUGCACAAAACUUUCUUCCACUAGAAAUAUCUGUUUCACAGUCACCACAAUCAGUGACAUAAAAACACCACAACCAACAAUCUUAUCAACACAAAAAACACAAACUACACGUUCAACACCAAUGGAACAACAAACCACAACAACUAUGGAGUCCCUCACCCCUACUAAAUCACGUGAAACUGGAAAACGCCUCCAAAUGGAAGAUACAGAUACACCAAAAAAACCACGUCCCAAACGAGAGAAAUACAGAAACCACGGCGAAGCAGACGAAGGAACACAUGCCAAAAAGCAAUGAAACUAUUUGAUCUUAUCAUAACAUACUUAGACUUACAUAAACUCUCUUUAUAUAGCUUUAUGUCCAUAUUAUAAACUACAUUACACACAUUAUGUUUAUAUACAAUAAUCUGUAAAUAUUCAA
Molecule: messenger RNA, 2459 nt
Organism: Lactuca sativa (garden lettuce)
Lineage: Eukaryota; Viridiplantae; Streptophyta; Magnoliopsida; Asterales; Asteraceae
Source: RefSeq, a predicted model, not a curated record